Caenorhabditis remanei is the source of this 2835-nucleotide messenger RNA. RefSeq lists its product as uncharacterized. Lineage: Eukaryota; Metazoa; Nematoda; Chromadorea; Rhabditida; Rhabditidae. The coding region runs from base 1 to 2835 and encodes 944 amino acids. Gene Ontology annotation, molecular function: protein binding. The record is from RefSeq and is a predicted model, not a curated record. The transcript has 16 exons.
AUGCACUCAAGCGAAAACAGCACACCUAACAGCAGCACGGAAGGACCGUCAUUCUCGAAAACUCACAACGACACCCGACCGGCUGACAUUACCGCCAAAGAUGUGUGGUACCAUGGGGAAUUAAACGAACAUGAUGCCAAUCAUUUGCUUCAGGGCACAACACCAGGAGCAUUUCUAGUCCGCCAAACCGGCCCUACUCGGUUUUAUCUAUCAAUUCUAGAUCAGGACGGAUAUCCGAAACAUAUGCCAAUCCGUCAACUAACAUCGCCUCACUAUUUUUUCGAAGGAAAACGAUACGACACCCUUCGGGAUAUCGUGGAAUUCUUCAAACCAGCACUUUUUCCGAUUCGAAAAGGAGGAAUUAUGCCAAUUAAUGGAGAAAUAAUCGAGAGUAAAUAUUUGUGUUUGCGAAGUUUCGAACGACGCGAUGUUGAUGAACUGAGCGCUGAAAUCGGUGAUAUAUUGACAUUAUGUGAUACAGAUGAACUCGGAUGGAUGUUGGGACGAAAUGAGACAAAUGGAACAGUUGGAAUAAUAUUGAAAUCACAUUUGGAACCAUUGAUCUCGGACGUUGACGAUCUCGCCGAUCUACCAUAUUUCUACGAUACAGUAUCCACAGAUAUGGUUCAAUAUAAUCCAAUUGGCACAUUUCUUCUACGUCGAUCAUCAAAAGGAACUGAUACAUAUGCACUUCUAGUCAAAACACAAUUCGAUUUAGUCGAGAAAUUUCUGAUUGUUGGAUCACCAUCGAGAGGCUUCUGUUUGGCUGGCAGACCUUUUCCUACUAUUGGACAUGUGCUGACUAGAUACUGCGAUCGGGCUAUUUCCGGUGGAGUUCGUCUGACACAUGCAGUAUGUGUGAAGAAUCAACGGAAGUCUUCACGAAGAUCAACUGCAGAAGUACGAUGGCCUGUAGUUACUGAUCCGACGAUGAUAGCAAUGAGCAGUAGUCAAUAUGAUGAUAUUUUGAGGGAUAGAAAGGAGAAAACGCGUCGUAUGUUCCGUGGCACGUCAAUCGACACAGCACUCGCUUCCGCCUCUUCUUCAUUUUUGACAGCUACAACUGCAGCCACAUCGAAUUCCACGUCGACUGCAAUGCCAUCUCCAGCGAAUACUGUAUCCACUGGGAUACCCGAGAACUUGCUCGACCGAUUCAACUAUGAAGACGUCAACGAUCACGUGGAGACGAGUAGUACCACCGUCGCAUCGACUGUUGCCCUCAGAAAAUCCCGAGAAGAAAAGAGUUGGAAAGACUGUUGGUUGACAUUAUCCGAUAUUCCUGGGGGAUCAUCACAACUAUCGGUGUUCGAUUCUAUGGGAUCAAAACUACGUCAACAGCUAGAUCUAUCGACGUGUACAAUGUUUUGGUUGGAUGAAACUGUCUUCUCGGCCGACGGAUGUCUGUUCCUCUCGCCUUCAUUCCCAUCGCAAUCGGCACUUUAUCUAUGUUUCCGUCCGUUCACCACGUUCUUGAAAUGGGUUCGAAUGUUGAGAAGUCGUACAAUCUAUCAGGACGUUCCACCUCCGAUGCUUCAAGGAACGAUAUCAGUCGGAGAUCCCAACUCACAAGUCUCGUUUCUCUCGGUUGAAAUUGAUAAAUUUCGAUCGGAAUCUCUCAAACCGGACAAUCUGUACUCUGCCAAUGUGUCACUGAAUGGUGUCAGAGUGGGCACUUCGAAUUCAUUUGCACCUGCUGGAAACAAGGGACCAAACGAGUUACCGACAGUUGUGAUUGACUCGAAAUUUGUGAUUCCAUGUAUUCCAACAUGCAGCACAAAUAUUCAACUUUCAAUAAUGAGUCAUUCAUCUGCUGGCAAGAAAGGACGGUCUUGUGGAACUACAGUAACCGUUUGUCUCAACGAGAACAAUGAAAGCGUCUUCCAACAAACUGUCGAGACUGCCGGUUUCGUGUUCCGUGCUCAGAGAACUCGAUGUCCAGUGUUGCCGUUAGAUCGGUAUAAACCAAUGUUGGAGAUGAUUAGAGAAUCACCAACAUCCCUCUUGUCAUGCCCAUCACAAGUACUUCCACCUCAUCUGAAGCAAUUUAUGUACUCGUGUAUCUCACAUUUGUAUGCACUCAAUCCACAAUUUAUGAGUCCUGUUAUUAGACGAGUAAUCAGCGAUGUUCUCACCACAUCAACUCCAGAAGAUGUCUUCCGAAAGGAUUCAUUGGCUACUGGAAUCAUAACUCAAUGCCUUCGACAUCUGUUCAAAACUCCAUUCGACGAAUUCCUUCUCGAAAAUUCACAAUUUUGUCAAUCCCUCAAAUCCAAUAACACUGGAAAUUUGGAAUCGGCUGUCGAACAACUCGUCACUUUUGUCGAUCAACGUCUUCUGACUAUCCCAUUGGCGACACGUCUUCUUACAAUCGCUGCCGAGUGCGCACGUCAUCGUUUUGGAGAUGAUGAACGUCAUCUGGUGAAGCGAACGUUGAGUGCUCUUCUGAUUCUUCGUGUUCUGAAUCCAAUAGUUUUCUCGACAUUGAAUACGGGAGUCGGUAGUCAAAUCGCGAAAAAUGUACAGAUUUCGGCGAAUUCGGCUGCUUCCCAAAGUCCGAGUGACACGUUGACACCGGCUGCGAAUACGAUACGAAGGAUGUUUGAUAGAUUGAUUAUUUUGAUUGAUCAGCAGCCAUCCGAAUCUGAAGAUCCACUCAUCACUCAACCCGAUGAAAUUCAUACCGAAUGGAUCUCAUGUCUCUCCUACAUUAUUGCACAUUCUCUCACAAUUCGAACAACUUCUUCUGGAUCGUCUGGAACGUCCACCACGUCAUCAUCUGAAGACGUCCAUCUUCCAGUCGCUGUUCUCGAACUCGUUCGUCUUCAUCAAUUAUAG